Thunnus maccoyii (southern bluefin tuna) is the source of this 3361-nucleotide messenger RNA. RefSeq names its product limb development membrane protein 1-like (gene lmbr1l). Bases 145 to 1623 code for a protein of 492 amino acids. Gene Ontology annotation, biological process: receptor-mediated endocytosis; signal transduction. The record is from RefSeq and is a predicted model, not a curated record. The transcript is spliced from 17 exons. Gene Ontology annotation, molecular function: transmembrane signaling receptor activity. Lineage: Eukaryota; Metazoa; Chordata; Actinopteri; Scombriformes; Scombridae.
UGCAGCAGCAGGGCUAGCUCACUUGCAUCCGGGCUAACCAGCCAAACAUCCACGGCAUUACCAAGAAGAUGCCCCGUCUUUUAACUUUUUAGCUACUUCCCCCCAGUGCCUCUGAGCCUGAGGACACUGUUAUGGUGGCGGAGAAUGGAAACGGACGACGUGUCGGUUAGGGAGCAACUUUUCCACAACCGUGUCCGGGAGACCAUAAUCUGUGUGCUCCUGUUUUCAUGCCUUUACAUGGUGUCCUACCUCAUACUUACCCACUUCAAGAAGACUGCAGAGUUUAUCACAGAUGAUAUUGAAGAUGCCACCGUCAACAAAAUUGCGCUGUGGUUGUGUACGUUCACCCUGUCUGUCGCAGUGUGUGCUGUGCUCCUUCUCCCCAUCUCAAUUCUGUCCAACGAGGUGCUGCUCACCUUCCCACAAAGCUACUACAUGCAGUGGCUCAAUGGAUCUCUCAUCCACGGCUUGUGGAACCUAGUUUUCCUCUUCUCCAAUUUGUCCCUGGUCUUCCUCAUGCCCUUUGCCUACUUCUUCACGGAGUCUGAGGGAUUCGCAGGGUCCAAAAAGGGGGUGAUGGCACGAGUGUAUGAAGCAGUCGUGCUGCUGUUGCUGCUGGCUCUGCUUGUGCUGGGCAUCGUGUGGGUGGCAUCAGCGCUCCUCCAUGACAACAUGGCCAGGAAGAGUCUCUACGACCUGUGGGAGUAUUACCUUCCCUACUUGUACUCAGGCAUCUCUCUGUUUGGAGUGUUGCUGCUUUUGUUGUGCACUCCUUUUGGGUUGUCCCGGAUGUUCAGUGUAACUGGCAGCUUAUUGGUCAAACCCCGGCUGUUGGAAGAUGUAGAAGACACUCUGAGCUGCACCUCAUUUGAAGAAGACUAUCUCUCCAGGAAACUGAAAUGUGGCGGUACGUCAUGCUGGGUCAAGCUGAACAUGGAGGUGAUGAAAAAAGAGUACCAGACAGCCCGGAGCAAGCGCAUCGCCCUGGAGAUGCGUAGGAAAGCGUCCCCAUGGCAGCGAAACCUGGGUUAUCCACUGGCCAUGCUUGUGCUCCUAGCACUGACGGUGAUGUGUGUACUGAUGGUCUGUUUCAAUGUGUUGGAGUUGCUCCUCGAUGAGACGGCUAUGCCCAGAGGAAUGGAGGACCCUCACCUGGGGAUGGCCUCUUUCUCCAUGUUCGGCUCACUGGGCGCUGCAGUUCAAGUAGUCCUUAUCCUCUACCUGAUGGUGUCCUCAGUGGUGGGUUUCUAUAGCUCUCCUCUGUUCACUAGCCUGCUGCCUCGUGCACAGGACACCAACCUCACACAGAUAAUUGCAAACUGUGUUUCACUUCUUAUCCUGAGCUCAGCACUUCCAGUCUUUUCACGCACACUUGGGAUCACCCGUUUCGAUCUACUGGGAGACUUUGGUCGGUAUAACUGGCUUGGGAACUUCUACAUCGUCUUUAUGUACAACAUGAUGUUUGCUGGUCUCACCUCUGCCUCCCUGAUCAAGACUGUCACCUGGGCAGUACAGAGAGAGCUCAUCCGUGCCUUUGGUCUCCACAGACUGCCCUUAACUGUGUCACGCUCCACCGUCCCCUUCAGACUCCUCCUGGCCAGUGGACUGUCUAAAAUCCAGUGACUUUUUUUUCUCCUCACCACUGCCUCUCUUAACCUUUAGAAAGUGAGCCACUUCAAAUGUGUACCUAUUGGAUUAAAGGCAUUUGCAAUUCAGUCCCUUUGCCAGCUGGUACAAGGGUUAGGUCGGCCUGUGUGAAGAGACUUGAAGGAGACAAGUCUGUCCGCACUGUGUCCAGUGGGAGCUUUGCUUGAAGUUGUGUUUCAUGACCAAUAUAUCAGGGUCCAAUUUUUUUUUUUGUAGGUAUUUGACUGCAAGGACAGCUACUGGUACAAGCGGCUAGCUGAGUCAUGGUUAUGACUGGAACACGGGGAACAGGGAUUAAAGCCAUAUCGGCAGUGCUGCCAUGGUGGACACUGACAAAACAAUCCCCCCAUAGAGGAUCUAUUGGAUAGCCGUUACUCUGAUGACACAUGUGAAAGUCAGCAGAGUUAUUUUGAAAUAUUAUGCUGUAGCUGUGACAUAAUUUCCUCUUCCUGCUCUAGGUCGAUUUGAGUGUUCACUCUUUCUCAGUGGCUUCCCCACGCUUUCCUCUCCUAGGUUGUACCACUAUUUUAAGAUUGGGAAUCUUACUUCCAUGUGUUUGGUGGUCCAGUCUGUACCAAUGUCAGUAAAUGAGAGGAAGUUGUUAUUGGGAGUAACUAGGACACAAAGUACUUUUUCUAUCUAUGGAUCCACAGGUUACACAGAGAAUAUGAGGUUGAAGUAAUAGUCUGGGCUACUUACAGUUGUAGAAUAAAACGCAUUUUCUGUGGUGGUUUGUCACUGAGCAGGGUUUUACUUUUGUACUUUUGAUGACAGUAAGCUUACUGAGUCACAGUAUUACUCUUUGAUUUUGAAAAAUACACUAAAAAGAAAGCUUUACACUUUGUCUUAUGCAAGACCUUUGAAUGCCAUGUGACACUCACUAGGAGAAACUCGUGCCUUAGACCAAUCAAACUGUGAAUUAUUAAGAAUUUGUGUGGGGAAAGUGCAAUAUGUUAUAAGUAAAACUUUUAACCUUUUAACUUCACUGAAAGUAAUUUCUGCUUUUGGUAAUGUUUCAAUUUCUGUCAAGUAUUUUUCAUCUCCGCCCUAUUGUCUUGGUGAAUGUUUAGAAUAAUUUUGGAAUAUUUUCAAAAAGCAAAUGUGACAUCAAUUCAUGCAAUCUUUUCUGGUGUCCCUUUUUUUAAUUUUUUUUUUUUCUGAUAACGUACAUUUUAUUGUUUUAUCAGCUGUAUCUCAUCAUUCUCAGUGUGUUGGUGAUCCUGUGUCACCUUUUGCCUUUGCUGCUGUAUCAGCAGGUUAUUAGAUGUUAGUUUGACCAGCAGGGGACAGUGUCUCUCAAACCCAACAUCAGCCUCGGUGUUGUGUGGGGGUCCCUCUCUCUGGUUAGUUAUUAUAUAGAUAUUAUGUAUGGAGCACUCUGAGGUUUACUCAUUUCACUUUUUCUGGGAAUUUUCUUUUGGUUUUUGGGAACAAAAAGUUUAUAAUGUAUUGUUUUUUUUAUCAUUAUUUAUGGGCAUUUCGGGAUCUAUACUUCACAUGUCGAGUCAUUACUUAAAGGAUUUGAACAGUUGUUAAAAAUGUUGAAUGUGAUACAGUUGAGACAAAUCUUUAGAGUUGUUCUCAAAGAUUAAAAAAAAAUAGUGUUGAUUGUUUACUUUUAAGAUGCUCUAGUGUUUCAGAUUUUCUUAAAACUGAAUUUUUAACCAUCAUUGUUUUAUGAGCAGAAAGCAAUAAAAUUGUCUCAUGUUUUUAA